This is a messenger RNA of Lutra lutra (Eurasian river otter), 589 nucleotides long. Its product is annotated as keratin-associated protein 21-1-like. The transcript has a single exon. Lineage: Eukaryota; Metazoa; Chordata; Mammalia; Carnivora; Mustelidae. Bases 34 to 306 code for a protein of 90 amino acids. The record is from RefSeq and is a predicted model, not a curated record.
UGCUCCUCAGCAAAACCCUCCACUCCUGAAACCAUGUCUUACUACGGAAACUACUAUGGUGGCCUCGGCUGUGGCUAUGGUACCUGUGGCUAUGGUGGCUGUGGCUAUGGUGGCUGUGGCUAUGGCGGCUGGGGCUAUGGUGGCUACGGAUGUGGCUACGGUGGCCUGGGCUGUGGCUAUGGCGGCUGGGGCUAUGGCGGCUAUGGAUGUGGCCACAAUGGUGUGGGCUAUGCCUGUGGUGGUUAUGGAUAUGGCGUCAACCGCCCAUCUUGCUGCAGAAGAUGCUGGUCCUACGGACUCUACUGAGAAGCUUCCAGAGAAACUCAACUUACUGUUCUCCUCCAGCUGCCUGAAUCUGCCUCCAUGAUUAUUCCUAUGAAUAAUUCCAUUUUCUAUUCCAAAAUGUCAACAUCAUCCUAAGAUAUCUACAAAGAUAAAAUAAAAUAGGUCAGAUUCUGCAAACCUUACUAGAGUCACUGAAAUCAUAUGGAAUGUUUCAGAUUUUUUUAAAAGCUUUUCCUUUGAUAUUGUAUUACCUUCCAAAUUUCUUACCUUUUUGAUCAACAAUCUUAUGUGAGAAAAGUUUAGA